Mesorhabditis spiculigera is the source of this 1245-nucleotide messenger RNA. NCBI's taxonomy places the organism in Eukaryota, Metazoa, Nematoda, Chromadorea, Rhabditida, Rhabditidae. The record is from the annotation of a GenBank genome assembly.
AUGCGUAUGACGGGCAAGCGCAAGAUGACCAAAGGGGUCCUGUCGCCAACCAGAAUCUUGUCCGCCUCGGUAACGCCGCCAUCAGCUGAUUCUCCUGCUCCCGCGGCCAAGAAAAAUGUUUGCGAGCACUGCAAGUUCGUCGUGGCGCCGGGACUCGAACCCUUCAGAAGCUCUCAAAGAAUCGUCUGGCACUCGAUGUCGCACUUGCCUUGGAAUCGAUUCCAGUGCUCAGUAUGCAAGCAGUGUGCCGCGCAACGAGGAAGCGUCCUGCGCCAUCAGAAACGUCACCACGGCGGCGACGGCACGGUUAUUGACAUGUCCACCCCCGAGUACUUCGACGCGUUGAUGAAGACGGCGUGCCUCGGAUUUCCGCUCCAGACCGAGGAGAUCAAGAAAAAUGUGGCCAGCAUCCGGAACCAAACGCUGCAGCGUGAAUGGCUGGACGAAGAGCCCAUCGAAAAUCAGUGCAGGAAGUGCGGCAAGCGUAUCUUGGCGCAAGCCGGAUCGGCGCUUCUGCGCCACGUUACCACUCAUUUUGGAGGACGGCCCUGGAAAUGCUCACAGUGCUUCCCGCUGCAGGACGACCAGCUGAAAUACGCGCUGGAAUGCAUGCGAAAUGACCGGAGAGGAGAGGGAGAUGGAGAAGGAGACGAUUCCGGGGAGGACGAGCACUAUGGUGAAUUGACCGAUGAUGAGGAAGAUAGGGCGGAAACGGAUUCCACCGCUCAGCCCACGCGAAGGUCGCAGCGGCUCGUGAAGGCUUCAGCCGCAAAGCGCGCCUAUGAUGAGACGCAUGAAGAUGAAGAGCUUGACGCUGAAAAUCUGACCUAUGACGAAACGGCAUCUCACUAUGAUCAGGAUCAAUCUUUUAACGAUCAGUCGCUAGACCCGGCCCCAACGCCAGACACAACAACCAGCCUUCGGAAAAGAAUCAAGCGUGAAGCAGCUGAAACCGACAAUCGGAGCUCAUCGUCGGGUCUUGAAAGCUUGUUGCAAACACAGAACCUCCAUCUCCUCGAAGAAAAUGAAGCGCUCCGGAAACAGAUUGUCAAGCGUGACCAAGAGAUUGGCGAGCUGCAGAUGAAGCUCGCAGAAGCGGAAAGGAAAGCGGAAGAGAGAUUGAAGACUCCCGAGGAAUCGGAUAAAAAACGAGAGGCGCAGAAAGAGCUGCUCGGCCAGCUCAGCUACGAGAACCGGGAGAUGAAGCGCGAGAUCGAGGAGCUGAAGCGGCGCAAGAACGUCGAA